AUGAUCGUUCUGUUGGUGAGCUAUGGCUCAAUGUCAGUGCUGUCCGCGGCUCUCAUUGCCUACAUGCGUCACAACCGCCAUGUCGCGCUCAAGGGAGAUACUGAAGCUUCGCGGAAAACGUUGUUGCCUGCUUUUGAGCCAUUGUUGUGGAUUUUGUGUAUUGCGACGGGUUCCUAUGCAAUGUACUUCAUGAUUGCGCUGAUCGCGAGAUUCUACGCUCCGAGUGCUGGUAGUGUUGCGACAGAGGCACAAAGCGCUGGACGCCAUUUCGUGAUGGAGUUGGCGUUGGUUUUCAUGCUGCAGAAGAGCGUCUCAAUGCCAGCUUUGACUCGAUCGAUUAUCAUCACGUCUUUUCUCGCGUGUUACGCGUUGCCCUUCGUGUGGUUCACUACGAUCAACGGCCAAAGUGAGAGCUCAACGUCCAACUACUGGAUUGUCGCCAUAGCUCGUCUGUUGAUCUCUCCGCUGUACAUUUACGUGAUCAUCCGUCCACCUGCUCGUGCCAGCAAGCGUACUCUGCGCGAGUAUUGUGCCUUUGGAAUCGUGUACCAGGUGCUUGAGCUGACUUACCACACUGCCUUCAAUAGUAGGAACGUGCACCUUGGCUUUGUAUUGAUUUACAUCCACGUGUUGUGGGGGUCUCUUUGUCCAUUAUUCGUGUGGCGUUUGCUGAAGGCUGAUACUGAGCACUGGCGUGGUCUCGGUCAGCGAGCAGUUGGGCUACAAGCACUAUUCCGCAAAGGCAAUAUCCAUGAGCGAGUGUCAUCGCAAGGUCUUCAUGUGCUGAUUGAGAUGCACCGGAAGUACAUCAUUGAUUUUUCCGUUCUCCACAUCAAGCAGCGCAUCGGUGUCGGCUCCACAGCUGUCGUUUACAAUGGACUUUUGCACUCGAAGACUCCAGUUGCGAUCAAAGUGUACACGCCCUCCAGUGUGACAGAAGACACUGUCGCUGAAUUCUCCCACGAAGCUGCUCUUUGUGGUGCAUUGAACCACCCAAACAUUGUCAAGUUCUUCGGGAUGUGUGUUUCACCCCCGACGAUCUGUUUGGUGUCCGAGUUGUGUGUGGGUAGUCUCGAUGUUGUUGCACUAGCGCUAGCGCGACGACAGCUACAACCUCGUCGUCAACAGUUUUUACUGAACCUCGGCUAUCUCAUUGAUGCUGCUAGGGCAUUGGCUUAUCUCCACAGCUUCUCUCCUGCCUUCGUGCACCGCGAUAUCAAGCCUAGCAACUUCCUCGUGGAUGUCGAAGGUAACGUCAAGCUCACCGACUUUGGCGAGUCCCGAAGUCUACCCAAAGCCAACAUCACGUGGGAGGUGAGUAGCCUCAACGAUACUAAGAGCACAGCCGUUGUUACCACCUCAGCAUCAGCAGGUACUACUGCUGCUACAAGCAGUGCGUCUAAUGAUGUAGAGCACUAUCAAGAGUACCCGGAGUCAACUCCAAACAUGGAUACCAGGGCACAUGGCGGUAGGGGGAUCCCAUUGACGCCACCUGGAACCCCACAAGCGGGCUCGAGGACAGUACCAAUGCUACCCCCUCCUUCGCGCAAAGCCACUCCAGAAAUGACUGUCAAAGGAACAGUCGACUACAUGGCACCAGAGAUCAUCAAUGGACGAGCAGGGGUUGCUUCAUAUGGUGAGUCUGCUGAUGUCUACUCGUUGGCGAUCACCAUGUGGGAUAUCCUCAAUCCAGGAGCUGAAAAGUACCCUGGCACGAACAACAAUCAUCUACGUGUGCUCGAAUCUGUCAUGGCUGGUGCCAGACCAGAGCUUGAUAAUCAGCUACACGCUGGUCUGGCAGAGCUUAUCACAAACUCUUGGCAUGUGGAUGCUCGCAUGCGUCCGUCAGCUCAAAAGAUCGUGGUUGCUCUUGAGCGGAUUCAAGAAGAGGUUUGCCCGGUCUUCGCACUUGAAAUGUGCGAGGAAAUGGAGCAUGACUCCACGCUGAUGAAGAGUGGCGGCACGGGGAGUAGCGCGAGGAGCUUCUCCGGGGAGCAAGCGGCUAGGAAGAUGCAGGACAUUGAAGCGGUGGCCUCGGUGGGCGAAGCCACCCGGCUUGGCAACAUGUUUAUGAACGCUGGCUUUAUGCACCACAUCAAGCACUCGCAACCUUUUAAGAGCAGCGAAGAUAUGUUCUACUUCGACGAGGACAAUAUCAACUUUUGUCAACCAUUCGUCGUUCUAGAAGGGCCUACAAGUACGUGCAGAAGCGGAGCUGGUAGCAACGCAACGCGCCGUCCGGGCUCGACACUAGGAGCUCCUUUGCCAUCGCAACUUGUGCAGUCUCCCGGUUGGUUCAAGAGCCUACAACGUCAGCAUCAACCUUCGGAUCCGACACCUCCACUGGCGACAACUUCAACUUUAAUUGCAGUGAAAGACUCCAAGAGCUCCGAGUGGGACGCCCACACCGCGUCAGACUCGCCACACAAUCAGAGUGAUAUUGCAUUUGUCGAAGCUGCUAGCAACGGAACGACAGAGGCGGAGGAAUGCGCCUGCAGGAAGCUCGGAGAACGGCCCAACAUUCGUAAACCAGCUAGUCAUCGCUUCCGUCGCAAGUACCGUGCGAUCCCAGAAGACAACAUUCUGACUGCCAAUUUGUUGCAAGAGGAGGACCUAUCGUCAACACAGGACCGCCAUCUUCUGGACGAGUUCGACGCAGGCCCAGCUACAAUCCUGCUGGGUACCCAAUAA
Molecule: messenger RNA, 2691 nt
Organism: Phytophthora infestans T30-4
Lineage: Eukaryota; Oomycota; Peronosporomycetes; Peronosporales; Peronosporaceae
Product: protein kinase
Exons: 1
Coding region: 1-2691 (896 amino acids)
Biological process (GO): protein phosphorylation
Molecular function (GO): protein kinase activity; ATP binding
Source: RefSeq, a predicted model, not a curated record